CAUUUCUGCAGAGGGGCAGUGAGGAAGUGAGAUAGCUGGGCCUGUGUGGCGGAGGAAUACACAUCUCGAGCUGCUGUCCAUCGAAAACGCGUAUAGUCAGCCUGAGCCUACACACCUACAUUUUAACUUGAGGACCUGUAUCCCGGGGACGCUCCUCGCAUAGUCUAGUUUUCGUGCAUUAUCUCAGCUUGACUCCUUAAAACAUGGCUGAUCAACUAACGGAAGAGCAAAUUGCAGAGUUCAAGGAGGCUUUCUCCUUAUUCGACAAGGACGGCGAUGGCACCAUCACAACCAAAGAGCUGGGCACAGUCAUGAGGUCACUCGGUCAGAACCCCACAGAAGCCGAGCUGCAGGACAUGAUCAACGAGGUCGACGCUGACGGAAACGGAACCAUCGAUUUCCCAGAGUUCCUGACCAUGAUGGCCAGGAAAAUGAAGGACACAGACAGCGAGGAGGAGAUCCGUGAGGCCUUCCGGGUAUUUGACAAGGACGGCAACGGCUACAUCAGCGCCGCUGAGCUCCGCCACGUCAUGACCAACCUGGGCGAGAAGCUGACGGACGAGGAAGUGGACGAGAUGAUCAGAGAAGCGGACAUCGACGGUGAUGGCCAGGUCAACUAUGAAGAAUUUGUACAGAUGAUGACUGCAAAGUGAAGCCUGCCCAUCCCUUCCUGCCCUCUUAGAAGAAAAAAAAUCAAAUGUUUUACUUACCUCUUGGAAAAAAAUGUUCAUUUAUUCAUAAUGUUUCUGUAUAGAAAAUAAUUGAAUGUUGAAAUAAAAAUAUCCUUCUGUCCACACAGAAAAAUAAGUUUAAAAAAACAUCUGCAUGAAGUGCUUAGUGAUCCUGUCCCCAAAGAAAUCAGUUUAGCAUCAGUAAUAAUAAACAAGAAAAUAAAGUACUACUAUGUAUCUACCUUCAAAACUGAAGAGAAACAGCAUCUGGUGAACUUCUUAAGUUCCAUUUGCUCUUGGUAAAGUUUGGGCUGGCCAUCUUACUUCUCUCUGUUUUCUGUUCUACAUGCAUGCAGCUUGAGCAUGGAGCCUGGUCUCCAGCCAGAGCGUGCUGAUUCCACUGAAUUGUUGUAUCGUUGGUUUGGUACAGUUUUUUGUAUAUUGAGAGGAACCCUAAGAUGAAGAGGAAAAAUAAUAUGAAAAGAAAGCUCUUAAUUUUCGCAGUGGACAGUGGAAUGGGACUUUUAUUGUAUGGUGGGAUUGAAAAAAAAAUAAUAAAAAGUGACAAAAAAAACAAACAAAAAU
This is a messenger RNA of Alosa sapidissima (American shad), 1256 nucleotides long. It is a transcript of the gene calm1b, whose product is annotated as calmodulin 1b. The transcript is spliced from 6 exons. The record is from RefSeq and is a predicted model, not a curated record. The coding region runs from base 204 to 653 and encodes 149 amino acids. NCBI's taxonomy places the organism in Eukaryota, Metazoa, Chordata, Actinopteri, Clupeiformes, Clupeidae. Gene Ontology annotation, molecular function: calcium ion binding.